Rosa rugosa (rugosa rose) is the source of this 1481-nucleotide messenger RNA. Its product is annotated as BIIDXI-like protein At5g11420. NCBI's taxonomy places the organism in Eukaryota, Viridiplantae, Streptophyta, Magnoliopsida, Rosales, Rosaceae. Bases 89 to 1207 code for a protein of 372 amino acids. The record is from RefSeq and is a predicted model, not a curated record. The transcript is spliced from 3 exons.
UCCGAUCUCAUCGAUUCCUACCUCUCUCUCUCUCUCUCUCUCUCAUCAGUUCUUCUCCAUCGAUUGAAGUCUGUGUCCGUGAGCCACCAUGUACAAACUCACUGCGCUGUUGGUGCUACUAUGCGCUGCUUGCCACACAAGUUUAUCUGCUCCUACUGAUGGUCUAUUACCGAAUGGCAACUUCGAGUAUGGCCCUAAACCGUCACAAAUGAAAGGUACGGUGGUAACAGCUCACAAUGCCAUUCCCAACUGGGAAACCUCAGGCUACGUUGAGUACAUAAAAUCCGGCCACAAGCAAGGCGACAUGCUGCUGGUGGUUCCCCAGGGUGGCUUCGCCAUCAGGCUAGGGAACGACGCCUCAAUCAAGCAGAAGAUCAAGGUGACCAAAGGCGGCUUCUACUCCAUAACGUUCAGUGCGGCUCGUACAUGUGCGCAGGAGGAGACAUUGAACAUUUCAGUCAAUCCCAACCUUGAGAAACAGGACUUUGGCAUAUUUCCGGUUCAGACCAUGUACAGCAGCAACGGGUGGGAUUCAUAUGCUUGGGGCUUUAAUGUUGAUGCUGCUGAAAUUGAGCUAACCAUCCAUAACCCGGGGGUGGAGGAGGAUCCGGCUUGUGGCCCGCUUAUCGAUUCGGUUGCUUUGAAGGUCUUGGAGAUUCCUAAACGUACUAGAGCCAACUUGUUGAAGAAUGGCAACUUCGAAGAAGGACCUUAUGUGUUUCCCAACACAUCAUGGGGUGUCCUCAUCCCACCCCACAUCGAAGAUGACCACAGUCCACUACCAGGCUGGAUCAUCGAAUCCCUCAAGGCCGUUAAAUACAUCGACUCCAAGCACUACACCGUCCCCGAAGGCCGAAGAGCCAUUGAGCUCGUCGCCGGAAAAGAGAGCGCAUUGGCCCAAGUGGUCCUCACCAAGCCCGGCAGGCGCUACGCCCUCACAUUCUCUGUCGGCGACGGCAACAACGGCUGCGAAGGCUCCCUCGUUAUCGAGGCAUUUGCCGGCAAGGAGACAGUGAAGGUUCCCUACGAGUCCAAAGGCAAAGGAGGGUUCAAGAAGGCCAGGCUGCUAUUCACCGCCGCGUCGCCGCGCACACGUAUCAUGUUUCUGAGCACGUUCUAUACCAUGACGAGCGAUCACUCCGGCUCUCUGUGUGGUCCGGUUAUCGAUGAUGUCAAGUUGCUCAGCAUUCGCGGACGACGUGUUUGAUUGAUGCUUAUGGAAGUUAGUUUUGUGAGAUCCAGAUGAUAAAGACGAUGAAAAUGUGCUUGCUUUGCUUGAGCUAGCCUUUUCAAUUAGCUGUUAAUUAAUAUAAUACUUAUAUUAUAUAGGGGUUUAUUUACGUACGUUCUUGUAAUAGGAGAAAUUAAGAUGUGUAGUUUGAGUUUGGAUUAUGAUUGUUGGCCUCAAUUAGGUCUAAAAUUUGUGGCAUCAAUUUUAAGUGUCAUGUCAUGUCACCUAUACACAUUACAUAUUUGUCAAA